Acaromyces ingoldii is the source of this 3537-nucleotide messenger RNA. Its product is annotated as HECT-domain-containing protein. Lineage: Eukaryota; Fungi; Basidiomycota; Exobasidiomycetes; Exobasidiales; Cryptobasidiaceae. Bases 107 to 3382 code for a protein of 1091 amino acids. Gene Ontology annotation, biological process: ubiquitin-dependent protein catabolic process; protein polyubiquitination. The record is from RefSeq and is a predicted model, not a curated record. Gene Ontology annotation, molecular function: protein binding; ubiquitin protein ligase activity. The transcript is spliced from 3 exons.
CCUCGAGGAUAUCGUGCGAAGCUUUCCACCACACGAACCUUUACUCGCAGACAGGGGCGGGCGACCAAGAAGAAGCGAAGGAAGAGGGAAGAUUGGAGACGACGAUAUGGACUUCAACUUUACCGGUUCGCUCACGCAGCGCAACAUCAACCUCGGCUCCCGGUCCGAGGUGACGUCUUCGCAGCUUGCGCAGCAUGCGCGCGACCAGCGCGCCGCUCGGCAGGAGCUCAAGCGGCGCCAGGCGGCCGCCACGCGCAUACAAGCAGCCUACCGGGGAAGUGCAGCAGCUGGUGGCGUGCGAGAUGUGGUCAGGAGACAGGCAGAGGCGUCGCUCGGCACGUUGGAAGGCGAGGGAGAGCGCGGCUUCGAGCAAGUGUCGAGGUUGGUGGCAAGGGCGACAAGCCGGCCGAGGAUGGUGAAGCAGCUUGUGAGAGCAGCAGGUGGGAGAAGAGCUACAGGAAGAGAGCUACUGGUGCUGUCCAGGGACGACGAGCUUCUUUUGGCAUGGGCGAAGAAUGCCCUAAGAGCAGGUUCAGAUGGAAUUCCGAGAGUGCUCUCCACGACGACUACUUCGUCACAUUCUUCAUCGUACCCUUCCCAGCUGCGGACGAUUCUUGGGACAAUUCUCUUCCACCUCUUGGUGCAGAACGGCGCCCAGCAGGCAACCUAUCAGCCCUACUUGGACCUCUUCACUGCCCUUGCACCAAGCAGUUGGGGCACCUGGAUCACAGAGGCUGGCCUCUACCGAGCGAUCAGGUCACACCUUCUGAGUUUCCCUGUCAAGCGAGACGCUUCCGCCACACUCAAAGCGGCCGUUUCGCUGCUGUUUUUCCCGCUGAGGCAGGACACGCCCGCCGAGAGAUCGCAUGCCCUCUAUCAAUUCGCGAUCCGCUGCUUUGUCGCAGACAUUUUGACGAUCCCCAACCUUUCACAACGAAUUCCUCUAGACUCGCUACAAGCCCUCGCCACCAGCAUUCCCUUCGCCGAAAUUUGUAGACUGCUGGCCGCUGAGCCAGCUGGGAGCCUUGAUGGCGUUCAUUCGACUUUGGUCCUGGCAAAUCUUUUGGCAUUGUGCUCGAAGCGAGUGCCACACUUGGCGGACGGGGCGAGCGUCAAGAACUAUCUCAUCGCACUCACGAAGCUGCAAGACGCCAUUCCUGCCGGCACUCUCGUCUCGCUCAGCAGUCUAUCGAAGGAGAGCGGCGUCAAUGCUCUCGAUCGGGUGACGUUGACAAAGUUGCACAUCCUCCCCUCCAACGAUCAUCUGGCCGCACUUCUGGCCGCUUCCAGCCGCUUUCCGACGAGCUCCCGCGAGGUCUUUUGCGCUUUCCUCGCUUCGACGCUCUACAGCUGGGAUGGCUCCACGAGGGAGUCAGUCCUGUCUUCCAUCGCCAUUGGCCUUGGAGGCAACGCGCAGGGCAGCACCAUGGGUGGGCUGGUGAGAGAGCUCUGGCGAGGAUGGGUUCGCUCGACUCCCUUGUUUCACAAGCUGUCGAGCGACGCACCCGCCUCGGCAAAGAAGCUCGCCUCGAUGCUUUCCGACCAGAGCUUGGCAAAGUCUUGGCCUUGCCUCGUCGUACUCGCCGAGCUCUACUCGCGCUCGCUGUUGACGAUGGGCGAUGACGAAUUCUACCCCGACUCGAGCAGCUCCGUGACCCUCGGCAGCUCUUCGGCGUCGAGCACCUUGCGCAACCCAUUGACACUGGACGAGGUCGUGACGCUGUCGAGCCUACUGCGGAACCUGGCCUUUGGCAUGUUCUGGUUCGAAGGAUCUUCGUCAGAGCUCUCAAACUUGGGCGAGAAGCCAGUCGCGGGCAUGAGGAUGGAUCUCCUGGCGCUGCGCAGCCUCGCUGUCCGUUUGCUCCAGCAGAUUCACCAGCGCGACAGUCGCAGGCAAUUCACACCAGAAGGCCAUUGGCUCAUGACGAACCAGUGGGAUCUGCAGUCCUUUAUCCAGAGCGUCGUCAUGGAGGAGAAGGCCAACUUGGAAUCGCUCGCGGCGCAGGAGCAUGGCGAAGACGACGGAGCUGAUAUGCGACAGGUGGCAGUCGACGCAAACGAGGAUGCCGUGAUGGCAGACGAUGAUGAGUCGCAGAUGCAGCGACCCCGACACGGCACCCGAUCGGCGGCGCGGGCCAUCUCUGCUCGCCAGAGGGCAUUUGUGUCCCCUCGAAUCGGCGUGCUGAACAACAUUCCCUUUGUCGUUCCCUUUACGGUUCGGGUCGAGAUCUUCAGAGAGUUUGUGCGCUUGGACGCCCAACGCCACGGAAUCCUGCGCGACGUGUACCAGCACGCUGUGCAUACCGUAACGAUCCGUCGCACCAAUCUGGCCGAAGACGGAUUUGUACACCUCAAUCGGCUCGGACCGGCGCUCAAGAACCGAUUCGAAGUCAAAUUCAUCGAUCAAUUUGGUCAGGAAGAGAGCGGAAUCGACGGAGGUGGUCUCUUCAAGGAAUUUCUCACCUCGCUCGUCAAGGAGGCUUUUGAUACAGAUAGAGGCCUUUGGCGCGCCACAGAAGAGCAGCAGCUGUAUCCGAAUCCACACUCGUACGCCAAGCAAGAGGAUCAGCUCGAGUGGUAUCGAUUUCUGGGGCGAAUGCUUGGCAAGGCUCUUUACGAAGGCAUCCUCAUUGAUGUCAACUUCGCCUCCUUCUUUCUCUCGAAAUGGUUGGGCAAGCAAAGCUAUCUCGAUGACGUUGCCUCGCUUGACUCGCUCGACAAGACGCUCUAUCGCAACCUCAUGUGGUUGAAGCACUAUCCAGGUGACGUCGAAAAGGAUCUCGCCCUUGACUUCACAGCGUCCGACGACGAAUUUGGCGUGAGCAAGAUCACGCCUCUGAGACCGGGGGGAGCAACCGAAAGCGUGACACGAUCCAACCGGCUGGCGUACAUCUACCUCGUCGCACACUACCGGUUGUCGGUACAGAUUCGUCCACAGUGCAACGCUUUCCUAGAAGGUCUGACGGACCUCAUCGACCUGCGCUGGCUCCAGAUGCUCGACCGAGAGGAGCUCCGCGAGCUUGUCUCAGGUACGGGCGAAGCCAUCGACCUGGCCGACCUGCGGAAACACACGCAUCUCAGCGGCUACCACGAAAAGGACGACGUCGUGCAAUUCUUCUGGCAGGCACUUGAGUCGUUUGACCAGAAGCAGCGUAAAGCGUUUUUGAAGUUUGUCACGUCGUGCCCCUCUGCGCCACUGCUCGGCUUUAGCCAGCUCAAUCCGCAGCUGGCCAUCAGGCACUCGGGCGAGGAUCCAGAGAGGCUUCCGACGGCUUCGACGUGCGUCAAUCUGUUGAAGCUGCCCCGUUAUUCGACGUACGAGCAGUGCAGGCAGAAGCUCCUCUACGCCAUCCAGUCAGAAGCAGGCUUUGACCUGAGCUAGCGUCUCUCUCCUCUCUUCCCAUCUUACAGCUGGACCGUUUCAACCUUGAUUCUCUCGUCUCUUUCAUGUCAACAAUAUUACCCUCUUCGCUGUCUCGUCGGGGACAAAGGUUGUAAAUCAGACAAUUAGAUUUCUAUUCGACAAAGACAGGAAAG